GUUUAUCUCACUCGCGGACACUCGAAAUUUCGGCCGUCGACACGCUGCCCACACUCGUUCGGUUAUCGCUGUCCAACAUGGAGAAAGACGCUAUAGCCAGAUUAAAGACCAAAAAGAGGCCAGUUAGCCAACAGCCAAGCAAAAGGUGCCUAUAUCGAUCAUCCAACAUGGAAAGACGCUAUAGUCAGAUUCCAGGUCAUAAGGUCAUGGAUCAGGGUGUGCCAAUAAGGGAUCCCUUUGUUCCCCUAGCUGAGUCUACCGCGAUGGACGACCCAUUGUUCAGGGAAGAGUUCGACCUCUUAGAUGAAAUUCUGGAAACUGAUCGGACUGAAAGGUCUAGUUCUCGAGAACCAGAUAGCAUUAAUAAACCGACUGUUCCUCUCACUGAAGAUGAUGAAGAGAUAUCUCCUGAUUUGAGUGAUUUACUUCCAAAGAUUCGUAAGAUUAAAGAUCAAAAUUUCAUGAAACCUGUUGAUCCCGAGUUAUGUCAAUUGUUAAAGUUAUUGAGUAAAGGUCUGAGUAUUACUGACAGACAGUAUGAAUUUUCCAAGUAUUUACGUGAUCAAGAAAAAAUGCAUCUACCAGCCUCAUCUACAUCACACAGAGAAAUCAUGGAGAUGGCUAGUUCACUGUCUUUUUGGCUAAGCUGACUGUUAAUCGCGACAGAUAGAUAGACUGUAUGAUAAGCAGCCAAUCAAUAUUAUGUGACCUUUUUGUCGCGGUUAUUGGCGAAUUAAUGUAACUCACACCACGUGAUGGUGACCUUGAAUGUUCUUUUUUGUCUGUCACUCUACUUGUAUAUACAUGUAAUUAACUGACUGUUCAUUUUGUCCGUACCUUCAAUACUGUUCGGUACGUUUUUAUCCUAUUUUUGUAAUGACAGUCGAUUUGUACAUUUUUCUUGGUGUAAUUGUCUGAUUUAUUUUAUGUUUUAGAAACAGAUAAAGUUAAAGUCAAGUC
Messenger RNA from Trichobilharzia szidati, 960 nucleotides. NCBI's taxonomy places the organism in Eukaryota, Metazoa, Platyhelminthes, Trematoda, Strigeidida, Schistosomatidae. The record is from the annotation of a GenBank genome assembly.